Molecule: messenger RNA, 856 nt
Organism: Ciona intestinalis (vase tunicate)
Lineage: Eukaryota; Metazoa; Chordata; Ascidiacea; Phlebobranchia; Cionidae
Source: RefSeq, a predicted model, not a curated record
GGAUUCUAUUUGAUUAAGGUUCUAAGGUAUAACAAGAAAUAGUAGCGCCGUAGGAGUUGUUAUUUGGCUGAAAUGGCCAGAGAGUAUGACCAUCUGUUCAAGCUGCUCAUAAUUGGGGACAGUGGAGUCGGCAAAAGUAGUUUGCUUCUAAGAUUUGCUGACAAUACGUUUUCCGGAAGUUACAUAACAACCAUUGGUGUGGACUUCAAAAUACGAACAAUCGAAAUUGGCGGCGAGAAAGUAAAGCUACAAAUCUGGGACACGGCGGGUCAGGAGAGGUUCCGUACAAUAACCUCAACUUACUACAGAGGCACGCAUGGUGUGAUAGUGGUGUAUGACGUACAAAGUGCUGAGUCUUUUGUCAACGUUAAACGAUGGUUGCAUGAAAUUGAACAAAACUGCGACAGUGUAAACAGGAUUCUUGUUGGAAAUAAAGACGACUGCGCGGAAAAGAAAGUCGUCGAAACUGCGGAUGCUAAAAAGUUUUCCGAUCAAAUAAACAUUACUUUGUUUGAAACAAGUGCCAAAGAAAAUAAGAAUAUUGAAGAGAUGUUCACUGAGAUUACAAGACAAGUCCUGCGUACGAAGCAAAACUCACAAAACCAGUCCGGAGCCGGCCAGCCCGACGGACUCAAACUUCGAGAUAAAAGAAAUAAACCAAAGAAGUCGAGCGGAUGUUGUUGAUAUGAUGACUUUACGUCUUCUCGGAUCUUACGUCUUCCCUAACUCAGCGAUAACUCUUCGGAAGACGCUUAAAAUGAGCAGCAAGCUCAGUUAAACUUGUAUUAAAUCGUGAACAAUAUGAUUUGUUCUUAUUUUUUCAUCAUUUCAUUUAACAUUAUAAAAACACAAGUUA